Molecule: messenger RNA, 1479 nt
Organism: Colletotrichum karsti
Lineage: Eukaryota; Fungi; Ascomycota; Sordariomycetes; Glomerellales; Glomerellaceae
Product: cbs domain containing protein
Exons: 3
Coding region: 1-1479 (492 amino acids)
Biological process (GO): regulation of mitotic metaphase/anaphase transition; cellular response to glucose starvation
Molecular function (GO): protein serine/threonine phosphatase inhibitor activity
Source: RefSeq, a predicted model, not a curated record
AUGGACGGAACAGCGGCAACCGGUCCGCACAAGGACGAAGGUCUCGCUUCGAUUGCAACCUCACCUCCCGCUGUCCCGCAACGAACCCCCUCCCAGACGAGCUUGCACAAGGCCUCGCAUUCCCACCGCCAGAGCUUCGCCGAGAAUCUGAGAAACGCGCCAGGCUCCCCUCGCGCUCAGCGUCACCCGUCCUUCACACAAGCCGCCGUUCAAGAGCUCCUCAACCAUCCGCCUGCCGCCAACAAGCACUCAAACCCACGAUUCGCCGGUCGCGACUGGCGCGACAUCUCCGUCAACGAACUCGUCACUCAAGAUGAUGUCAAGUGGGUGGACUUGGACUCCAGCGUCGAAGAUGCCUCCAUGAUGCUUGUCAAGCACAGCCCCUCCAACAUCGUCCUCAUUCGAGAAGAGGCUUCGUCCCAAACCGCCGUUUCCACAUUCGAUUACAACGACCUCAACACGUAUCUUUUAAUAGUCGUUGGACUGGCGAAACCCGACGAGGAGCAGGUUGCCGUCUACGAUAACAUCGCGGCCAAGGCCCGAGAGGGGACCAGCAUAGCUCUGCGCGAUAUCCAGCCCCUCUUCAGAAAAGAGUCACUUAUCACCUUGCCCUUCGACGAGACGCUGGACAAAGCCAUCGAAGUUUUUGGAAGCGGCAUCCACCAAGUUCUUGUGACCAGCCCCGCUGGCGAUGUCAUCGGUAUCCUCAGUCAGCUCAAGCUGGUUGAGUUCUUCUGGAACGAAGGCAUCAAUUUCCCUGCCAUUGACAAACUAUACCCCGUCAUCCUGCGAGAUCUCGGCAUCGGCACCCAGCACAUUGUAUCCGUCAACUCCGAUAGCCCACUAGGGGACGCUCUGGCUUUGAUGAAUGCCGAGGGCCUCACAAGCGUCGCUGUCGUCGAUAACGGCCGGAACGUCGUAGGCAACAUUUCCAGCGUUGAUGUGAAGCAUCUUACGAACGCCGCCGACGCCCCUCUUCUGAAGUCUUCCUGUAUGCACUUCAUUUCUGUUAUUCUGAGUGAACGCGGCGUCGAACACGGCCGUGAUUCUUUCCCGGUCUUUUACGUCAACCCCUACUCGACACUGGCGCAUACGGUUGCGAAGCUCGUCGCGACGCAAUCCCACCGCAUGUGGGUGGUUGAGUCGGCGUCACCAUCUCCAUCGGCACCCGCGACUCCUUUGUUGGGUCCGACCAAGACGACGACGGUCUUGGUCCCUGGCUCAGGCUCCGCGCCGCAGUCGCCCCUCCCUCCGCAAGUGCACAACGUCGUGCCCGCCGCGGCGAUGCCCGGCACACACCUUUCAGGACGCCUUACGGGCGUCAUUUCCCUGACGGACAUCUUGAACUUGUUUGCAAGGUCGUCCGGUCUGCGGCCCUCGGAUCCGGGGGAGCAGCGGGCGCGACGCCGCAGAAGCUCAAGCAGUUCCAUUCGGCCGAGUCUCGACUCGUCAAGGGCAAGCCUCGACCUGCGCCGGUGA